CAGAAAAGAGGAGAAAGGGGAGAAGAGUUAAUGUUGAGCAAGGGCUCUUGCGGGUCGUGCCGUCAGGUUGUGUUUUGUAUGUGGCUGCCUGUUCAAGUGCUGUGCAGUGGUCUGGGUUUAUGGAUCCGUUGACUGUGGAAAAUGCACUUCUCUGUAGUGGUCCUUGUCGUGACUAAGGCUCUGGUCACAGUGGUAUGUCACGCUCUGAACGUGACCGUGACCCCCGGACCCGUUGUCACGGUGACGGAGAGGGACAACCUGACGCUGUCCUGCCUGGUGUCUCAGAGGAAGAGGAGCAGCAGCACGCUCAUCCUCCGCUGGUUCGUCUCUCCCCUGGCGGCGCCUGCGCCCUCCCCCGCGGCCUCCCCCGCUCCUCCUGCCCCCGCGCCCGCGCAGUUCCUCAUCGCCAGGCUGGGCAUGAAGAAAGUGAAGCUGUACGGGAACUACACCCGCGGCUUCCCGCAGCCCAAGUUCCGCCUGUACGAGGAGACGGAGGGGGAGGCGUACGGGCUGCGGAUCGUCAACGUGACGGGGGCCGACCAGGGCCUCUACACCUGCAGAGUGCAGGAGAUCCGCCAGUACAGAAACACGUGGAGGGCGGCGUCCAACGGCACCAGCGCCACACAACUCACAGUGCACUUUACGCUUGAGGAAGGUGGCGGUGAAAGAUUGUGGCAUCUGUUUGCAGACGUGUACCUGUGUGCUGUACUCAUCUGUUCACUGGGUCUGCUCUCCAUCUUCCUGUUCACUCUGGUUCUCACCUGCCAGUACUUUUACAGAAGACACAGACUCAAGGCCAGUUACCUUCUGGUCAAGUGUCCAGAAAGCAGCUCAGGGGAGACUGUAACCAGCUCCAGCAGUUCAUCCAGUUCCUCCCCAAAAGUUCAAAAGAGAGAGAAAAGGCUGAAACCUGACAGACGAGCAACAGCAACACCACCUAAACCACCUGAAGAUCCACUGCCUCACAUACCAGCCAAAGUGCCUGUUGCUGCAAAGCCGCCUCAGAAGCCUCGAAGGUUAAAGACUCAGACAAGGAGAUCUGCUGCUCCUCGGGUGUCACUGGAGGACAGUCUGACAUAUGCAGAACUGGAGCUAGUCAGACCCAGACCGGAGCCCCCAGCCUGCUCCAGCCUUGAUCCCACACCCUCCUGCCCAGACACGGUGUAUGCUCAGAUCCUCUUCCAAGAGAAACAGCUAUAAACGCAGCAGCUGAGCACCUCCUGGUGAGGGCAGAGGUUCAGCUCUCCAAACUGGACUGAGUGGCACACAAAGGACUGUAUUUAUGAACUAUUCGUAUGGCAUUUAGCAUUUGUUGUUGGCAAAUGAGGGUUUUGUGUUUUGCCUGCGUGGUUCCAUUCCAGCGCAGCAGAUUUUUAGACCUUGUAAGUCUGUUGUUUGUUUGCUGCCAUCGUUGGCCUGGGAGCCAGAUGUUUAUAGGACCGCUUUUACUGUUAACUGUAUAAACUCAGGAGACUGUGUGGAAAGAAACUCAUGUCCAGGUUUGUUACUGCAGUGUCGUAAGGCACUGUCACACUCAGCUUUAAUACAUUAAUAAUUACAGUACUAAUACUUCAAAUGAAUAAAUAAAUAACUGAGUCUGACUUA
Molecule: messenger RNA, 1605 nt
Organism: Betta splendens (Siamese fighting fish)
Lineage: Eukaryota; Metazoa; Chordata; Actinopteri; Anabantiformes; Osphronemidae
Gene: vstm4a
Product: V-set and transmembrane domain containing 4a
Exons: 8
Coding region: 142-1200 (352 amino acids)
Source: RefSeq, a predicted model, not a curated record